GUGGUAGGUGCUGCUCUUGUCAUUGGAGGCCUCUAUCUUCUGCUCUGGGGGAAGAGCAAGGAAGCAUCGUCAGCUGCCAUUUUAUCAGAGAAAGGACUCGAAGAAGAUAAGGAGACACAGGAAAAUUUGUGAAGUAUAGAAAGGGCAUUCUUACUAGUUAGUGGGGAUGUCAAGAAUGACCCUAAAUGUUCCAACUAUCUGCCCUGGCCCAUGCUCUAUGAGUGGAAGCCGGUGAUGGGAAUGCUGGCCUUCGACCUCAUCUCUGCUGUGAUGACGGCGCUGGUGAAGAAGGCUCUGGAGCAAGGUCUGAACCGCCUGGUCCUCGUUACCCUCCGGCAGCUGGUCGCAACCAUCUUCCUUGCCCCGAUAGCCUUUUUCAAAGAACGGAGCACGAGGCCCAAGCUCACAUUGGAGAUCCUGGCGUACCUCUUCUUCAGCGCCGUGUUUGGCGCGGCGCUCUCGCAGUACACCUUCUUCUACGGCCUGCAGUACACCACCGCCACCUUCGCCAUAACCUUCAUCAACCUCUCCCCUGUGCUCACCUUCCUCAUCGCCGUCGUGAUGAGGAUGGAACCGCUGAAGUUGAAGAGCAUGGCGGGAGCCGCAAAGAUCACCGGAACACUCACGUCGCUGGCCGGCUUGCUGCUGCUGAGUCUCUACAAGGGAGUGCCGCUGACGCACCAGGCCGCCGCUGCACCUAGCCCAGCUGCUUCUCACCAUGCAGCACCCUCUGACAGCAGUGGCAACAGGAGCUGGAUGCUGGGAACCAUGGCGUUGCUGUUCAACUGCCUGUGCUUCUCCUUCUGGCUGCUGCUGCAGACAAAGCUGACCAAGAAGUACCCAGCCAUCUAUUCAAGCACCGCCAUCAUGUUCUUCAUCAGCACGCUGCAGGGCGGGGCGGUGACGUUGGCGAUGGAGAGACACGUGUCGUCGUGGAUGCUGACCAGCAAGCUGGAGAUCGUUACCGUCUUGUAUGCAGGGAUAGUCGGAUCUGGAGCCGGGUACCUGAUAAUGACGUGGUGCGUCGAGAAGAAGGGCCCGGUCUUCACCGCAGCCUUCAUCCCCAUGAUGCAGAUCAUGGUAGCCAUCAUCGAUUUCUUCUUCCUCCAUGAACAAAUCUACCUUGGAAGCGUGCUAGGAUCUGUACUGAUGAUACUGGGGCUCUAUCUUGUGCUGUGGGGAAAGAAGAGGGAUGAAGCAGCUACUACCACUAACAAGCAAGUCGGCGAACAAGCUGACGACAAGCCGUGAAACUCUAGAGAUUAUACACCAUUGGAUUCGGUCAUCGCAAUGCAACACAUAAUAUGUAGUUUUUCUUCCCAUUUUACUUGACUGCUGGAUGCAGCUAGCUACAUACUCCCUCCGUCCCAAAAUAUAAGAACGCUUUUAACACUACACUAGUGUCAAAAACGUUCUUAUAUUUUGGGACGGAGGGAGUAUGUUAUAUAUAAGGUUGUUCCUAGCUGGUACUGUUGACAUAUGUCCAUGCUACUGAAAUAGUGGGAUUUAGUAAAUGAGCAGAGAGCUCAUUUAGCAUGCAGCUGCCAAUGCUCUUCGGUAGCUGCAUAUGGGAAAAUUAUAUGCGAUCACGGGUCGAAUGGUACUUCUUCCUUCUCAAGAACUUUGUUAUUUUGGACAUUCUCUUUUCCUGGUACCGAUGCCUUGCAAUUUCGUUGGCAUUUCAUCGAAAAAUUCUCGGCGAUCUUAAUUUGCCUAUGAUUUCUUG
This is a messenger RNA of Triticum aestivum (bread wheat), 1726 nucleotides long. RefSeq names its product WAT1-related protein At3g30340. The record is from RefSeq and is a predicted model, not a curated record. NCBI's taxonomy places the organism in Eukaryota, Viridiplantae, Streptophyta, Magnoliopsida, Poales, Poaceae. Bases 211 to 1251 code for a protein of 346 amino acids. Gene Ontology annotation, molecular function: transmembrane transporter activity. Gene Ontology annotation, cellular component: membrane. The transcript is spliced from 5 exons.